AUGUCAUUCGCUAUCAAGGUUCAGCCCUUUGCUCCGUUCUUUGCUUACUGUGAUGGAAUUGGCUCCAUUCUCAUCAUCAACGCCCAUUUUAUACACAACGACCCCUCCACAUACGAAGAUCCCCGCGCCUUCAAGCCUGAAAGGUGGGAGGGAAAGCUGCAAGAUGUCAAGGAAGACUCGGUCGGUGCACGCUCGGAGCUCUUCACUUUUGGAGCCGGGCGCCGGAUCUGCCCGGGUCAGCAUCUCGCGGAGCGGAACUUGUUCCUGACGGUGUCUAAGAUCAUCUGGGCAUGCGAUAUUUCCAAGAAAACUGAGAACGGAAACGAGACUCCGAUAGAUACGGAGGAAUACUCGCCUGGCGGUGUCAUUUCGAUAGCGCCAUAUCCUGUGGAUAUCAAGCCCAGGAGCAGGGCUCGUUUGGACGUGGCAAAACGCGAGUGGCAGACUGGGCGCGAGGAGCUCUUAGACGAGAACGAGCAGUGGAGGAAGGUGCCUCCCGGUGUGGAAGAGUUGAUGAGAAGGGUGAAAUAG
Messenger RNA from Diaporthe citri, 531 nucleotides. RefSeq lists its product as uncharacterized. The coding region runs from base 1 to 531 and encodes 176 amino acids. The transcript is spliced from 2 exons. Gene Ontology annotation, molecular function: heme binding; iron ion binding; oxidoreductase activity, acting on paired donors, with incorporation or reduction of molecular oxygen. NCBI's taxonomy places the organism in Eukaryota, Fungi, Ascomycota, Sordariomycetes, Diaporthales, Diaporthaceae. The record is from RefSeq and is a predicted model, not a curated record.